Messenger RNA from Sesamum indicum (sesame), 1169 nucleotides. Its product is annotated as stromal cell-derived factor 2-like protein. Lineage: Eukaryota; Viridiplantae; Streptophyta; Magnoliopsida; Lamiales; Pedaliaceae. The record is from RefSeq and is a predicted model, not a curated record.
UCCCGUUUAAUCUCAGAAGAUUCCCCUCAAAUGAACCGCAUUCUCUCGUAGUUCGAUUCAGAAGACCCGAAUUGUAACGCAAUCGGAUCCUAUUCGGAGCUCCGGCACCGCAAAGAAGCUCCAACCGUGGCUCCCUCCGGCCACCAGCAUCAAAACAGCAGCCUCACCCGUAGAAAAUCGGCGCCGGCGUCCGCCUUUGCCUCCGCUUCGACAUCGGGUCCGACCCGAAUAGUGUAUAGGGAGUCUGUUGGCCCCUCGUCCGACUCGGAUCUGAACCUACCGUUUUGGCAGAAGACUUGGUUCAUAGUUUUGUUGCUUGCCAUGGCAGUUUCGUUUUUUGGCCUCGCGAUUUUCCUGCUGCUAACACUCGACUCUGAUUAUGCGUCGGCUCCGGUUUCCGCGGCCUCCGAAGGCGUUCAGAUUACAUAUGGUUCUGUCAUCAAGCUCAUGCAUGAGAGAACGAAGUUCCGGUUACACUCACAUGAUGUUCCUUAUGGCUCUGGUAGUGGGCAGCAGUCUGUUACUGGUUUUCCUAAUGUCGAUGAUGCUAACAGCUACUGGAUUGUGAGGCCUACAGUAGAUUCAUCUGCGAAGCAAGGGGACACAAUCAAAGGCGGAACGCUCAUCAGGUUGCAGCAUAUGAGAACUAGGAGGUGGCUGCACAGUCACUUGCACGCAUCUCCCAUAACUGGAAAUUUGGAGGUGAGUUGCUUUGGCAGUGAUGGAGAGUCUGAUACUGGAGAUUAUUGGAGACUUGAAAUUGAGGGGAGUGGAAAGACUUGGAGACAAGAUCAAAGGAUCAGGCUUCGGCAUGUAGAUACUGGUGGGUACCUCCACAGCCAUGACAAGAAAUAUACCCGUAUAGCUGGGGGUCAGCAAGAGGUGUGUGGUGUUCGAGAAAAGCGACCUGAUAACGUCUGGUUGGCAGCCGAAGGAGUGUAUCUUCCCAUAGCUGAAAGCAAGUGAAGUUGCCCAAAACCUGCUAUCAUCAUCACGACAAAUCCUUUUUCCCUCUUCCCUUUAAUUUCCUCCAACUGCCGUCACAGAAUGUAGUGUAAGCUUCUACGAAGAUACAAGGGUCGAAACAGUUUUGAAAAUGGUCUUAUGUAAUUUUCCCACAGGGAGAUUAGAUUUCAUUAUCAAUUCAGCAACCUUCAUUAUGUCUUGCA